This is a messenger RNA of Trichomycterus rosablanca, 4491 nucleotides long. RefSeq names its product pogo transposable element derived with ZNF domain a (gene pogza). The record is from RefSeq and is a predicted model, not a curated record. The coding region runs from base 94 to 3513 and encodes 1139 amino acids. Lineage: Eukaryota; Metazoa; Chordata; Actinopteri; Siluriformes; Trichomycteridae. The transcript is spliced from 17 exons. Gene Ontology annotation, molecular function: DNA-binding transcription factor activity, RNA polymerase II-specific; RNA polymerase II cis-regulatory region sequence-specific DNA binding. Gene Ontology annotation, biological process: regulation of DNA-templated transcription.
ACAAAAACGCAAAAUAACAGCCUCUUAAAUCCAAGAACAAUGUUGUGUCUGUAUUUGCACGCUUGAAAAAGAGAACACGAGGCUGUAUAGAACAUGGCACAGACUGCGUUUCACAUAAAAUGUGAGGAGGAGGACCUGGCACCAUGCCAAAGCAGCACUGAUGAUACAAAUCAGGAGGUGAAUGGUAAUGGUCCUAAUGUGCCCAAACAACUGCUGCCCACUGUUCUGCAGCCUAUUCCAGUGGUUGUAGAUGUCGUCCCUGGUCAGCCCGUUUACCUUGCCACACAGACAAUUUCUGCCACAACUAAGAGCACUGGAACCACGCUACGCUUCGUCUUGCCUAUAGGUCAAACCGUUGCUUUACUGACUUCUGAAGCCCAGGGCCCAUCAGCAGAGCCUGCAAAUGUUACAGUUCCAGCUCUGGUUUCCUCCAAGACCUCAUCUCAGACCAUGAAGCUGGUCUCUUCUGUUCAGGCCCCAAAGCCACAAGCCCAGAAACCUGCAGGUUCCACUGUUGCAACUGAAGUAUUCCCGAGAGCCAAGAUACCUGACUUCUGCUCAAGGUGUGGUGCUGCCUACAGAGUUGUUCAAACACUUCGUGGUUAUAUGUGUCAAUGCAAUCCACAGCUUAUAAAAAGUGUCCAGGCCUUAAGUUCCCGAGCCAAAAAAAAGAAGUUCAAGCAUGGCUCUCCUGCUUGUCUGAAACACAUAACAACAUCUGAGAUACCAGAGGGAGAUCCUAUCCCAGGAAGUGGGGACUAUGAUAAGCAUGGCAAGCUCAUCAUGUUAGUUGAAGACUUCUACUAUGGGAAAGACCCUGGGAAACCUGUGCUGAAUGAACUUAACCAGGUGCCUGUCAAGAUGAAAUGCACUUUCUGCAAAAAGAAACUAAAGAACAACAUUAAGAUGAUUAACCAUAUGAAGCACCAUAUGGAAAUGGAGCGCAAGAGGAGUGAAGUGGACUUCCACACUGUGUGCCAGUACUGCUUUCGAAGCUUUGGUUCACCUUUCUCCCUGCAGUGCCACGUUGAGACUGUCCACAGCCAGGCUGAAUACCCAUCACUCUGUAAAAUCUGUGAGUUGUCCUAUGAAGAUACGCCUCUCUAUUUAAAUCACAUGAAAAAGUCUCACAAGCCUGGUGAAAUGCCCUACAUAUGUAAGGUUUGCAAAUUUCGCUCCUCAUUCUACCAAGAUGUGAUAAAUCACUUUAAAGACUUCCACAAGGAUACAAACCUGCUUCUUUGCCCCUAUUGCCUUACAGUUUUCAAAUCCAACAACAGCUACCAACUGCAUUAUAGCAAGCAUCAGAAAAGGUCUGUGUUCAACUGCAAAAAGUGUCGGCUUCAGUUUCUCUACACAAGGGACAUAGUAGAGCACAAGGCACUCCACCAGACCCAUCUUAAACCCAUGCAGCUGAAAGGGCUUAAACCUGGGACAAGGGUAACUAUCCGGGCUUAUGCAAUAACUAAAGUCAACAACAGCACUACAUUUAAUGAACCUGAUAUGAACUGUGAAAGAACUGCAAAAGUGCUUUCUCCUAUGUCUGAGCCCCCCAGACCAUCGCUGCCAGUUUCUGCACCGCAAAAAGCACCUACAAAUAGGAAGCCUGUUGAGAGCUUGUUGAAGGUCGUGACUAAGUUUCAGAGCAGAUGUGAUCUAGGAAGAAAAUACUCGUGUAUAGAGUGUAACUUUGAUAUUCCGGACUUCUCCAGUCACUUUCCCACAUUUGUGCGUUGCUGCUUGUGCCGUUAUAGUACUUGCUGCUCCAGAGCUUAUGCCAACCACAUGAUCAGCAGUCAUGGUCCCCGCAAAACCACCACUAAAUACCUCAACUUGUAUAAGGACUGUCCCAAGUUUGGUAAGCUAAGCUGCUGUUACUGUGAUUACACCACUGGGUAUGGAGACUGGAUGGCUAGGCAUAUAGCUAAGCACCCUGAACAUAGUGCUAAACACUGCAAACUGCAUGAUGGAUUUUCAGCUGGAUAUAAAAGAUUUGUCUUCAUACCAACUGAUCUGAUUCGAAGAAGUCUGGUCAUUACUCAGGGUUCCGUUACUACACUCGCUCAUCCGAUACCUCAGCCCGCUCAACCUGUGCCUCACUCCACUCAAUGCAAAAACCUUCUGCCAAGCUCUGCCCAGACCCCAUCACUCUCCACUGAAGUGCAGCCUGUAGAUCAGUUUACUGUCACUAAGCAGAAUUGUGAGACACAACCAGGGACUGUAGCACCACAGGACACAGCACUUUCCAGUGUCUCUACACAGGCAGAGCCUACACAGGGAGGAACCCUUACUUUAGCCCAGCUCAAGAUUGUACUCUAUGCCCUCUGCUUUGGCAUUCCUCAAGCAGCCAAUCAGUUUGAUACUCAGCCAGAAGAAAUCCAGACGUUGUUAAUUAAGCAUCAGGGUCGUAAAAUCCGAAAAAGUUUGACUCCUCAGGUGAAUGACCAACUUGUGGAGUGGGUGUUAUGUCAGCGUGAGCAGCAGCUACCUGUGGAUGAAGCUAGUCUUUUCUCCAAAGCGUCAGAGUUCAUGGGCGCUAAUGGUGGGCUGGGCAUAUCUUACGAAUGGGCUGCGGACUUUCUGAUACACCACGAACUCUCUCUGCAGGCAUUGCCGACUUCCUGCCGACAACUACCUCAUAAAGCUCAGGAACGUCUGAACUCAUUUUCCCGCUUUACAAACAAGCAGCUUACCUCGCAGCGCUUCGGUCCAUCAUCCAUUGGUGCUAUGGAUGAGCUUUCCAUCUUCAUAGAUAUGGACCAACUAGAUCCAGCGUCUGCUGAUUCCUUUUCUAUGUUGUCGGCUUUUAGAUUGACUGGUGACAUGGAUCCACUUAUAGAUGUUGUACUUGCAGCAUCAGCUGAUGGCACCAUGUUGCCUACCAUGGUGUUUUUUAAAGGAGAGCCAAUAAGCACAGAUGUACUAGCCUUGCCAGAUAGCAUUAUCUUAGAGGCAAAGCCAGAUGGCAUUUCAGAAGAAGAAAGACUUCAAUUAUGGUUUGACAAAGUGUGGAGUCAGCAUAUAAACUCAAGCUCUAAAGAGAAGAGGUUGCUGGUUAUGGACACGUAUAAAGGACAUCUAAGUGACAAUUUCCUAGCAUUGCUUUACAGUGCUGAUACCAUGCCAAACAUCAUCCCUUCAGCCUGUUCAAGUCGACUGCAACCUCUAGAAGCAUGUGUGGGUAUUGUGCUGCGUGAGUUUCUGCAAGCUCGGUGGAACCAGCACGUGACUGAAUCUCCACAAGAUUUGAUUGGGGCUGAGCCCGCUGACCUGGCUUUUUUGCUUUCAGUCUGGCUCCUUGAAAUGUUAGAUGUCCUAGCAGCAAAACCAGAACUUCUUCAGCGUUCGUUUGAGCAGGUUUUAAGCUCUACCCAAGAGUUGGCACCUGCAUCGUUUCCCAAGCUGGUGCGUAGUCUUACAGAAGCCCUCAUUGUCGACCCACUUCCAGAGCAAGAAUUUAUGGAAAAGGAUGAAGAGAAUAGCAGUAUGCCCAGUGUUAGUACCGAAUCUUAGUUGUUACAAGCUAAUUCAGUUUUUUAAUCUGGGAAAGGUUGUGAUCUAGAGUUUUAUCAUGGCUCUAAAUAUUGGUUGUUUUUAAAGGAACAAAUGUCAUUGCAGCAAGUUCAAUAGAAUGGUAUUACUCACCACUUUGUUUGAUAAAACAUUUGCUUUGAAGUCACUUUAUUAUUAGUCCAAUUUUAAUAAACUUAUGGCAAUAUGUUGCCAGACAGAAACUUGUGUACGUUUAUGUAACUAAGUACUGCAUAAGGUUUGAGCAUCAAUCCUCGACUAUCUGUGAUGUCUAGUAAAAGAAGGAUCUAUGCUAAAUCUUCUGAAAUUGAUAAAAUUCUGCUCUUGUUGACUAUUCUGUUUAUUUCUAAUACACUUGCAUAGCCUUUUAAAAAAACCUUUUUAGAACUUUGGUCACCGAUUACUAAAAAGAAGUUUCACGGCAUGGCAUCUGUUAAUGUCUGGGGUAUGCGUACAUGCUACACUGAAUUGAUAGGUAUGGGAUAAGUUUGGUGUCCUGUGAAAAAACUCAGUCCAAAAUGUAUUUCCACCACGUGCCUUACGUUUCAGAGAGCUACUGUGACCCUAACCACGAUAAAGCGAUUACUGAGUAAUGGAUGUAAUUCCUGGUGAAGUUUUUCCUUUGAUCAGUGCAUUAAAUAAAAAAAGGGUUUAAAAAAAAACCUUAGAUCUGGGCCAGUGAGAAACGUUCAAAUGCUGCUACAACAAAACUGGAACUAUCGUUACGGAGACAAAGUUAGUAUAAACAAAAGCAUAGAAAUCGCAUGUGCUUUAACUAGUAGAUUUUUUGAAGGCUGAACUGUUUUAUAGUUGAGCUAGAUUAUAACACAUUUGAUAAUUGUUUUUCCUGUUUAAUGACUUUUACUGUAUACAGGUGCUUGUUUAUAAUAAAAGGGCUGUCAUUUUAUACAACUUUAAAAAAAUUUCUAUGGCAAAUGUUUUAUUUAAUAAAUAAAUGAA